Messenger RNA from [Candida] anglica, 1683 nucleotides. Lineage: Eukaryota; Fungi; Ascomycota; Pichiomycetes; Serinales; Debaryomycetaceae. The record is from the annotation of a GenBank genome assembly.
GGAAAAUAACACAUAUCAAUAGUUUAAUAUAAAUAUCUGAAAGAUAAAUCAUUGUUAAUAGCUGUUUUCUCCAUUUGUGCUCGUAUUGGACUAUAAAUCACCGAUUUUUUUUCAAAGACUGUGAUACAGUUGGACUUUAUUAAUACAUGAAAUUUCAUUAAGGUAUUCCAAAAAGAAAUAUAACUUGUUGGUGUGUUAUUAAGAAUUCUACCACUUAUUUACUUUUAAAAUAACACUUUGUAUUGAAAUUCAGGAAAUUUUUUACCGUUCCAUUCAAAAUAAUAUAAUAUUCUUCCAAAGGCAUUCAGUCAUUUCUAUUUAUAUCUCGUAAUUUCCCUAGCGAUGUCUCAAACACAAUCCGCCACCUGGUUUAACAUGGUUGGAAAGAAAAAGGGUUAUUCCUUGAUAGCCUUAUUUAUUAUUGUACAAAUAAUUCUUUUAAGGCAUAGCUUUGGAUUCGAUGAUGAAAAUCUUACUUCAUUGAAAAAUCCAAAGGAAAAGGUUGCACAACCACCAGCAUCAACUUCAAAUAUUGAAUUGGUAAAACAAUCUCCAAUUAUUGAAACAGAAUUUGUUGAAACAGACCCAAAAUAUUCAAAAUUUGUAUUUGAAAAUAGAAGAAUCCCUCAAUCCAUGAAAUCAGGAGAAACUGUAUUGGUUAUCUCAAGUGUGGUUAAUGAAGAAGCUUAUGGAAAGGAUAGAACAUUUGAUGAUUUUUUCGGUUCAAUUAUUGAACAAGAAUUCCCUAAAAAUUCCAUGUCACUUGCAUUUUUAUUUGGAACUGCUGAUGAAUAUUUAAAAGCUCAAACUUAUUUUAAAAAGUAUUUUAAACCUUUAAACACGAUAUCUGACCAUGAUAAAUCGCAAGCAACUGUUUUGCAAAAAUUUGUGCGAAGAGUUACCCUUAUUAAUGCUCCAUUUAUUGAUGAUGAUUUUUCUGUUGAUAGAGCUGACAGACAUUUAGACAAUUUCCAAAGACUUCGUAGAAGAACUAUUGCAAGAUCAAGAAACUUUGUUCUUUUCAAUUCUCUUCAAGAUGAAAGAUAUACAUUAUUUAUUGAUAGUGAUAUUGUUAAAUUUGAAUCUAAAGAGAUGUUAAAGAUUUUCAUUGAAUCUAAGAAAGAUAUAAUUGUUCCAAGAGUUCAAAAGGGUGGAGAUUUGGAUUAUGAUAAAAAUUCGUGGGUUGGUGAACGUACCAAGCCAAAUGCAGAAGAAUUGGCCAUACUUGAUAAAAAUGAUUGGGAUCACUUUACAUACGUUCCACGUGAUGUUGAUGCAAACAUGAAACAUUUAUUCCAAUUGUAUAAUGAAGGUAGAGAAAACGAAUAUAAGAAGCAAGGUAAGGAUAAGAAUUCUGCCGAAAGUGAUCAAAAGAUUAAAUUGGAUCCAGCCUAUAGUGUUCAGAUCGAUUCUGUUGGUGGUGCUGUUCUUUUCUCACGGUCAUUGAUUUACAGACAAGGUAUUGCAUUUCCACCCACAUAUAUAAUUGGAACUACUUGGGACCGGUUAGAAGGGUACGAUGGGAUUGAAACUGAAGGUCUUUGUUAUUUAGCAAAACCACUUGGUUACAAAUGUUGGGCAAUGCCAAAUCUUGUUGCUCAACAUGAUACUGGUUAAUCCAACUAUGCACUAAAAAAAUUAAUAACUCUAAUACCUAACAAAUGUACAAAAUAUGAAAAUAAU